This is a messenger RNA of Dibothriocephalus latus, 414 nucleotides long. Lineage: Eukaryota; Metazoa; Platyhelminthes; Cestoda; Diphyllobothriidea; Diphyllobothriidae. The record is from the annotation of a GenBank genome assembly.
AUGUAUAGGCAGCUCUGCACCGGCGAGUAUCGCAAGGAUGGUGUUCCGACGGGCUACAAGGGUUCCACCUUCCACCGCAUUAUCAAGGACUUUAUGGUUCAGGGCGGUGAUUUUGUCAACGGAGAUGGGACAGGCAUCUGCAGCAUCUACGGUGGUUCCAAAUUUGCAGACGAAAACUUCACAAUGAAACACAAUGCACCCGGAAUGCUAUCUAUGGCCAAUAGUGGCACGGAUACAAAUGGCUGUCAGUUUUUCGUCACCUGUGCCCAAUGCGACUUCCUUGACGGAAAACAUGUAGUUUUCGGUCAAGUCGUUGACGGUAUGCUGGUGUUGAAGAAGAUCGAAAAUGUUCCUACCGGUCCGCACAAUCGCCCCAAAGUUGCAGUUGUCAUAUCGCAGUGCGGUGAAAUGUGA